This is a messenger RNA of Brassica rapa (field mustard), 2109 nucleotides long. Its product is annotated as protein REVEILLE 6. NCBI's taxonomy places the organism in Eukaryota, Viridiplantae, Streptophyta, Magnoliopsida, Brassicales, Brassicaceae. The record is from RefSeq and is a predicted model, not a curated record. Gene Ontology annotation, molecular function: DNA binding.
CCGCAAAAACGUGUUUUCCCGCAAAAACACGCUUUCCCGCAAAAUCGCCUUUUCCCGCAAAAUCGCGUUUUCCCGCAAAAUCGCGUUUUCCGUAAAAACGCGUUUCCCGCCAAAUCCUAAAAAUGUGUUUUCCCUCCAAAACCGCAAAAACGCAAUUUUCCACAAAAAACGCAAUUUCCUGCAAAAACACGUUUUCCUUCAAAAACGCGUUUUCCCGCAAAAACGCAUUUUCUCUUAAAAACGCGUUUUUACGCCAAAACCCAAAAAGUGUUUUCUCUCCAAAACCGCAAAAACACAUUUUCCGCUAAAACCACAAAACGCGCUUUUCCGCCAAAACUGCAAAACACGUUUUUCCGCCGAAACUGCAAAAACUCAUUUUCCCGCAAAAAUGCGUUUUUCCGCCAAAACCACAAAAAAACGUUUUCUCAUUACGAUCAACUUGGUCUUAACUUAAAAAUAAUUCAUUAUAAAGAUGUUGGGUUGAUGGGUCAACCAUUAACCCUUCUAACCUAUUUAAUUUAAUGGGUCAUGGACAACUCAACCUAUUUAUUAAAUGAGUUAGGUUGACCCAUGAUCCAUUAACAGUAAAUCCAUUUGGGUUAUGGGUUGGGUUAGAUCCGUUUGACCCAUUUUUGACACCUUUACACGUGGCACAAUAUAAUUAGGCGACAGCAGUGUCAGCAAAGUGACCGACCUCAGAGGAUCACACGAUAAACAAAACGCGCACACAUAUGUAUAUAUAGAUUUUAUAUAAAUCUGGGCCGUCAUCCUCCUCCACAUUUCUCGCUUUACGCAACUGUCAACGAACGAACAAAAGCAGAAAAAAACCCCUAAAAUUGGUCUACAAAUAUGAACCCUGCAGACGGAUCUUUGUUGGAUCCAAACGGUACAAUGACCGUACCUGCAAUCGGACCCUUGACUUCUUCGGAGGAUCUGAGCAAGAAGAUAAGGAAGCCUUAUACCAUUUCCAAGUCCAGAGAGAGCUGGACCGAGCCCGAGCACGACAAAUUCCUCGAAGCUCUUCAGCUGUUUGACAGAGACUGGAAAAAGAUUGAAGCUUUCAUUGGCUCAAAGACUGUGAUUCAGAUAAGAAGUCAUGCUCAGAAGUAUUUUCUUAAGGUACAAAAGAGUGGGACUGCUGAACAUCUCCCUCCCCCUCGGCCUAAAAGGAAAGCCGCUCAUCCGUAUCCUCAGAAGGCUCAAAAGAACGUUCAACCUCAAGUACCAGGAUCCUUCAAAUCAACAGCUGAACCAAAUGACCCAAGUUAUAUGUUUAGGCCCGAGUCUUCUUCGAUGCUGAUGACUUCUCCGCCACCCACUGCUGCUGCCGCGGCUCCCUGGAUUAAUAAUGUGCAAACAAUUAGCUUCACACCCCUCCCAAAAGCAGGAGCAGGAGCUAAUAACAACUGUUCUAGUAGCUCUGAAAAUACUCCAAGACCACGAUCCAACAAGGACACAAAUGUGCAAGCAAAUCCUGGCCAUUCAUUAAGAGUUUUGCCGGACUUUGGCCAAGUAUACAGCUUCAUUGGAAGUGUUUUUGACCCAUAUGCAAGUAAUCAUCUACAGAAGCUGAAGAAGAUGGACCCCAUAGAUGUUGAAACAGUGCUACUGUUGAUGAGAAAUCUAUCAAUCAACUUGUCUAGCCCUGAUUUUGAGGAUCAUAGACGGCUUCUUUCGUCGUAUGAUAUCGGCUCUGAGACAGCAGCUGAUCAUGGUGGAGUGUUUAAAACCUUAAACAAAGAACCACCAGAAAUCUCUACUUGAAGUUCAUUAAAAAAGGGGGGGGGGAAGGUUAUGAUGAAAUGUCUCAUGUGAGCAAAACCCAUAUUGGUUAACAGAAUACAGAGUGAUUCUGUUGUGGGUUUUGUUGUAAAUAUGAAGAAGAUGAAGCUGGCGUUGAGCUGUUAUAUAUAUAUACGUCUUUUGGAUUAUCUAUGUUAUAUGUAUAGUGUAGCAUCUUUGAGUUUAAAAAAAAAGUAGUGUUCGUCUUCUGUCUACUUGUUUUGGAGCUUUUGUUGAAGCAUGUAACAGUCUUCUGUGAUGGAGACCAGAACUGUUGACGUGUUCUCUUGCAUUAUAUUUUAGUCUAAUAUUAGACCGAAGAAACAA